AUGGCCAGGACACAAGGAAGAGGUCCACAUGGUGGUGCCCCACGAGGAACACCCAAUGCCCGUGGCUGUGUCACACGUGGACGCCCCACAGCAAGCGCACGUGCACGCUACAGAGCAGAAGCACAAUUGAGUCGACGCCAUGGUCUCUCACCCCCCACACCACCGGAAGGGAUUAGCCCCCUUUCCGCCUUCUCCUCCACUUCCUCAUCCUCUGCAGCUUCGCCAUUCCACACUAUUCUCCGAGACGAGUUUGGGGUCCUCCUCGAGAUCCCAUCACCCCCAUCCCUAUCAACCCUGUCACCCUUAGCACUCAGUCCACCCGUGAGUACACCUCGACAACAGCGACAUACCCCACCAUCGUUUACACCACGAUCCUCGAUCUCGCGACGACGCAGUGACACACCCAAAAACCGGCGACGAAUCUCGGUUCCCCGGCGACGAGCGGGUAGUGCCCUUGGGCGUCUCACCACUAACAAGAAAACACCACCACGACGCACCAAUUUGCUGGAGGCCUUCAGAGCUGCAGCUGGUACCCCUGCUGGAAGUAGUAGUAGUAUCUCACUAUCAUCACCAGGGAUGAGAUCUUCGUUGGGGAGCAUUGCUCCUCCUUCACGCACGUCCACACCUAGAAGUCGUUCAACCCCUAGAAGUCGUCAAGAAGUCGCAUCCGUACCCCAUCCACACCCACCACCACCUCGAGUCGUGCCUCUUCCCGUGGUAGUGCAAGAGGAACAAGAACAACCACGACCACGAAAAAGUGUGUUGCCCGCAAGAGUCGCGGACGGAACGGAAGCAACACCACCAAGACCAAAUACGUCACCACCCGUCGUGUGUGUGGUCAUGGAACAAAUCAACAGUGUGGACAAGCCCCCUUUGGCAAAUUCAAUCCAGCAUGGAGAUCACUAUGGAUGUGAAGCCUAUAAAUAG
This is a messenger RNA of Nematostella vectensis (starlet sea anemone), 927 nucleotides long. RefSeq names its product serine/arginine repetitive matrix protein 1-like. Lineage: Eukaryota; Metazoa; Cnidaria; Anthozoa; Actiniaria; Edwardsiidae. The record is from RefSeq and is a predicted model, not a curated record. The transcript has a single exon. Bases 1 to 927 code for a protein of 308 amino acids.